This is a messenger RNA of Porites lobata, 588 nucleotides long. The record is from the annotation of a GenBank genome assembly. NCBI's taxonomy places the organism in Eukaryota, Metazoa, Cnidaria, Anthozoa, Scleractinia, Poritidae.
AUGCCAUUGACCAGAGCUGUCCGUCACAGGUACUCUCUCUUGACUACAAAGCAAGCCCAAAACUUGAGGGACCAGGAGAAAGCGUCAGGAAUUCAUGUGGAAAUAUCAGAACUGGAUACUUUGCUUGAAGAAAUUUUAGAGAGAGAAAAGGAUGGUAAAGCUAAAAUUGAGUCGCAGGAUCUUGACAAAAAUAAAAAGGCAGGAAAGGAAAAGACAACAGCAGAAGAAGCGAGGAAACAAGCAAUGGAAAGAAUGGCUGAUACUAAAAAAAGGGAGAAUGAUGAAUCGGAUAGUGGCAAUGGAAGGAAGAAGGUAAGAAGAAGCACAAGUGAUACAAUUGAUUUUCUAAAGGAAAAAUCAGCAAAAGAUCAUGAUUUGAAAGAAAAGGACAUUGAACUGAGGAAAAGGGAAUUGGAACUUGCUGCAGAUAAACACACUCAAGCUGCCCAGCAACAAAACAGUAUGAUGCGUGCUUUCACGAGUCAAAUGCAGGAGCAACAACAAAGCUUGCAAGCAAUGCUUAUUACACAGCAGCAACAGCAGAACAAAAUCUUGAUGGCUUUAAUGGAGAAUAAGAAAAAGGAAUGA